Molecule: messenger RNA, 2613 nt
Organism: Aspergillus chevalieri
Lineage: Eukaryota; Fungi; Ascomycota; Eurotiomycetes; Eurotiales; Aspergillaceae
Gene: VPS35
Product: vacuolar protein sorting-associated protein 35
Exons: 5
Coding region: 1-2613 (870 amino acids)
Biological process (GO): intracellular protein transport; retrograde transport, endosome to Golgi
Cellular component (GO): retromer, cargo-selective complex; retromer complex; late endosome
Source: RefSeq, a predicted model, not a curated record
AUGGCCAGCCCGAUAUCUCCUCCAGAGGAUCAGACUCGUCUCCUUGAGGAAGCAUUGGGGGUGGUCCGCCAGCAGUCGCAAAUGAUGCGAAAGUGCCUCGAAACCCCCGGGAAACUCAUGGAUGCGCUCAAAUGCGGGUCUACCUUAGUUUCUGAAUUGCGGACACCCAGCCUAGGGCCCAAGCAAUACUACGAACUGUACAUGGCAGUUUUCGACGCAUUGCGACACCUCUCCGUUUACCUGAAAGAGAACCAUCCCGUUAACCACUUAGCCGAUCUGUACGAGCUUGUUCAGUAUGCAGGCAACAUUAUUCCGCGACUCUAUCUCAUGAUUACAGUGGGCACGGUUUACAUGUCCGUGGAAGAUGCCCCGGUUAAGGAGAUUAUGAAAGAUAUGAUGGAAAUGAGCAGGGGCGUGCAGCAUCCAAUUCGCGGUCUGUUCUUGAGGUACUACCUGUCUGGUCAGGCUAGAGAUCACUUGCCCACUGGGACUGGUACUGGACCGGAGGGUAAUAUUCAGGAUUCGAUCAACUUCGUCCUGACCAAUUUCGUCGAAAUGAACAAACUGUGGGUUAGGUUGCAGCACCAGGGUCCUUCGCGGGAAAGAGAAAAGCGAAUGCAAGAGAGACGGGAGCUGGAGUUACUGGUGGGAAGCAACAUUGUUAGACUCAGUCAGCUGGUAGACCUCGAGGGUUACAAGUCGGGUAUACUGCAGGCAUUGUUGGAACAGGUCGUUCAGUGCCGGGAUGUUCUUGCGCAGGAGUAUCUGCUUGAAGUGAUCACCAAGGUGUUCCCCGACGAAUUCCACCUCCAUACUCUUGACCUCUUACUCUCUGCGAUUGCUAGACUUAAUCCCUACGUGGACUUGAAGAAGAUUGUCAUCGGGCUCAUGGAUCGGUUGUCGGCAUUUGCGGCUCGAGAGACAGAGUCGGCUGCGGACCCGGACACGAGGAAACAGAGAGAAGAGGAAGCUGUCGAGAAGCUUCUCGAGAAACUCAAGAUUUCUGAAGCUUCCAAAGAUGAAGCGGCUGAGAGCGCAGAAGCUAGCGCGGCCCAGGAGAACGGAGUCGAGAAGUUCUCAACUGAAAUAUUCGAAAAUGCUGAAAGGAAGCCUGAAGGAGAAGAGAUGACAGCCAGCACUGAUGGCGCAAACCCGAAUAUUCCUUCCGAUGUCGCAUUAUACACCAUUUUCUAUGAUCAGGUGGUCAAUCUAAUCCAGAACCGCGGCCUGCCUAUUCAGGAUACCAUGGCAUUACUGGUGUCAUUGGUCAACCUAGCCUUGAAUACCUACCCAGACCAAUUAGAAUAUGUCGACAAGAUCCUGGAUUUUGCGACUCAAAAGACCUCCGAGUACACUGAUCACGCUGACCUGCAUUCUCCCCCGGCCCAACAAAACCUUCUGCAUCUCCUCCUCGCUCCCCUUCGCUCCUAUGCCUCCAUCUUCACAGCCUUGGCCUUACCGCAUUACCUUCCGCUCCUCACUGCUCAAUCUUAUCCUACCCGACGAUCGGUUGCAGGUGAAAUCGCUCGCAGCCUUCUCAAGAACCGAACUCUGAUUGCGACGACGGAGAACUUGGACCGUGUUCUACAAGCCCUUAGGGUCGUGAUUAAGGAGGGUACACAACAAGCCAUGGGAUAUCCUAGUUCCCAGCGACGAGGAGGAGAAACUGACGAAACCAUCGAGGAGCAAGGGUGGCUUGCGAGGUUGGUGCACCUGAUCCAGUCUCCUGACAAUGAUACCCAACUCAAGCUCCUCCAAGCAACCCGUAAGGCCUAUGCGGACGGCAACGAGCGAAUCCGAUACACGACACCCGCAAUCAUCACGUCUUCGAUACGGCUGGCCCGCAAGCUGAAGUCCCGUGAACACUACGACGACAACUGGCAAUCACAAUCCUCAGCACUUUACCGGUUCAUGCACCAGUGUGUCAACAACCUAUACCAGCGCGUGAACCCCGGUUGCGCCGACCUGUCAUUGCGCCUGUUCGUUAUGUGCGGUGAAGUAGCCGACCAGACCGGUUUCGAGGAGUUCAGCUACGAGUUCUUUGCUCAGGCAUUUACAAUUUACGAAGAUUCCAUCAGCGACUCGCGUGCUCAAUUCCAAGCCGUGUGUAUCAUUGCAGGUGCCUUGCAUGGGACACGAGGUUUCUCUAAGGAGAAUUAUGACACACUCAUCACCAAGACUGCGUUGCAUGGCAGCAAACUGCUUAAGAAGCCCGACCAGUGUCGCGCGGUAUAUCUCGCAAGCCACCUCUGGUGGAUUGUGGAGAACCCACAGAGGGAAGAAGAUCCCCAGAACCUCUACCGCGACGGCAAGCGCGUCCUCGAAUGCCUCCAACGUGCUCUCCGCGUCGCAGACGCUUGCAUGGACACCGCCGUCUCUGUUGAACUCUUCGUCGAGAUCCUCAACCGCUACGUCUACUACUUUGACCAACAAAACGAAACCGUCACGACCAAGUACCUCAACGGCCUCAUCGAGCUCAUCCAUUCUAACCUGCAGACAAACGAGGAUGAGCCAAACCCCAGCCUCGAGGGCCCGAAGCGCCAUUUCCAGCGGACGCUGGAUUACAUCCGGUCGAGGGAGUACGAGGGUGUUGUUACGGAGGCUAAGCAGUGA